AUGCCACCAUCCUGCAGCCUGCAGGCCCUCUGUUGCCCAGGCAUCGAUGCCAUCAUCGACGAGACAAACCUCAACGCCCUCGUCUCUGACACAUCCGGUUGGGUGCAGGCCAACUUCCAGCCAUACUUGGGCAAUUUUAUGUUCAAGUACAGCACCGUCGGCAACGAGGUCGAAGGCGGUGAUACGCAGAAGAUCCUCCCGGCCAUGCAGAACCACAACACCGCGCGCUCUCUGCGGCAGGCCUCAGCAGCAUCAAGGUGUCAAGGGCUGUCAAAAUGGGCGUGCUUGCCGCCACCUCCUUGCCUUCGUCUGACGGCGCACUCGCCGACCCAUGGUCAUGGAGGUCCCAUCGUCAAGUUCUUGGCGAGCAACGGUUCACCGCUGCUGGCCAACGUCUACCCUUGGCCUACAAGGGUGCAAAUGGUAGGCGCGUCGAACGUGUCGAUUGUCGUCGUGUCGGAGAGCAAGUGGCCGUUGGACGGCGGCUCCGUAAAAGGAAUCGGUGUUCGUAGCUUCAAAAGGAGAAGAGGGUAA
Molecule: messenger RNA, 534 nt
Organism: Panicum hallii
Lineage: Eukaryota; Viridiplantae; Streptophyta; Magnoliopsida; Poales; Poaceae
Product: glucan endo-1,3-beta-glucosidase GII-like
Exons: 2
Coding region: 1-534 (177 amino acids)
Biological process (GO): carbohydrate metabolic process
Cellular component (GO): plasma membrane
Molecular function (GO): hydrolase activity, hydrolyzing O-glycosyl compounds
Source: RefSeq, a predicted model, not a curated record